AACCGUAGGCUAUAUUUCAUACACAGACAGACAACAUGGCGAUGAAGCAAGGAAGUGAUUGUAGGCCAUUUCUCUCAAUUAUAGAUAAUGGAGAAGGAGAGGGAACUCUUCAGUCAUCACAUGAACAUGAUGAAGGAAACAUCAGCAUCAAGGAGGAAGGAGAAGUUAAGGAGGAGGAGGAGGUGUGUCUAAUCUCCAUUCCAGGUUCAGAAGGAUUGAGAUAUGAGGGUCAGCUUGUAACUAAAGAUGGUCUGGUAUUCACCAUCAAACAAGAAGUUGACACAGACAUGUUUGAAUCCCUCUCAAGUGCAGAAGGACAAGACCUAUCGACUGAACGAGAAAUGAUCAAUUCCACCAUAAAGCAGGAAGACAAGGAAGAGAUAUUUAAACCUAUUACAACUCAAGGUGAAGGAGCAGGAGAAACUAAGCAAUCAAUUCCUAAAGAUGAUAGAGAGUUGGACAAUGGACAGGACAAGAUACACCAACAUACAACAGCAUGCAGUGGAGAGAAGUCCCAUCUGUGUUUACAUUGCAAUAGAGAGUUGGACAAUGGACAGGACAAGAUACACCAACAUACAACAGCAUGCAGUGGAGAGAAGUCCCAUCAGUGUUUACAUUGCAGUAAGACAUUUACUGAUGAGAUCACUCUUAUACUACAUCAGAAAACACACCAGGGCGAGUAUGAGCUCACUAGCCACCUUAGAACACAAACCGGAGAGAAAUCUUUUAAGUGUUCCCAUUGUUAUAAGAUUUUUUUUACAAAGGGUCAUCUGACUCGUCACCUUAGAACACAUACAGGAGAGAAACCUUUCAAAUGUUCCCAUUGUGAUACAGGUUUUUCACAAAGAAGUACCCUUAUUAGACAUUUAAGAACACACAGUGGUGAAAAGCCUCAUCGAUGUUCCCAUUGUGAUAAGGAUUUUUCUCAAAAAAGCACCCUUACUAGCCAUUUAAGAACACACAGUGGAGAAAAGCCUCAUCGAUGUUCUUAUUGUGAUAAGGCAUUUUCUCAACAAAGUAAUCUUACAUCUCAUGUAAGGAUGCAUACAGGAGAAAAGCCUUAUCAGUGUCCCCAUUGCGAUAAAGGAUUUUCUCUAAGUAGUUCCCUUAUAAGCCAUUUAAGAACACACAGUGGAGAAAAGCCUCAUCGAUGUUCCCAAUGUGAUAAAGGAUUUUCUCGAAAGAAUAAUCUUACUAGCCACCUUAAUACACAUGCCAGAGAGAAAGCUGUCAAGUGUUCCCAGUGUGAUAAAGGUUUUUCUAAAAGAAGUCGCCUUAUUCGCCAUUUAAGAACACACAGUGGAGAAAAGCCUCAUCGAUGUUCCCAAUGUGAUAAAGAAUUUUCUCAAAAGAAUGAUCUUACUAGCCACUUUAGAACACAUACAGGAGAGAAACCUUUUAAGUGUUCCCAUUGUGAUAAGGGUUUUUCUCAUCAAAAUAAUCUUACCUGUCAUGUAAGGACCCACACAGGAGAAAAGCCUUAUCAGUGUUCCCAAUGUGAUAAGGGUUUUUCUCGAAGUAGUACCCUUAUAAGCCAUUUAAGAACACACAGUAGAGAAAAGCCCUAUCAAUGUUCCCAGUGUGAUAAAGGUUUUUCUAAAAGAAGUCACCUUAUUGGCCAUUUAAGAACACACAGUGGAGAAAAGCCUUAUCAAUGUUCUUAUUGUGAUAAGGGAUUUUCUCAACAAAGUAAUCUUACAUCUCAUGAAAGGAUGCAUACAGGAGAAAAGCCUUAUCAGUGUACCUACUGUGAUAAAGGAUUUUCUCAAAAAAAUGAUCUAACUAGCCACUUUAGAACACAUACAGGAGAGAAACCUUUUAAGUGUUCCCAUUGUGAUAAGGCUUUUUCUCAACAAAGUAAUCUUACCUGUCAUGUAAGGACCCACACAGGAGAAACGCCUUAUCAGUGUUCCAAAUGUGAUAAGGGUUUUUCUCGAAGUAGUGCCCUUAUAAGCCAUUUCAGUUCACACAGUGAAGAAAAGCCUUAUCAAUGUUCCCAUUGUGGUAAGUGUUUUUCUCAACAAAGAUAUCUUACCUAUCAUGUAAGGACGCAUACAGGAGAAAAGCCUUAUCGAUGUUUCCAUUGUGAUAAGUGUUUUUCUCGCCAAAGUAAUCUAGGAAAGCAUCUAUGUACCCAUACUGGAGAAAAGCCUUAUCGAUGUACCUAUUGCGAUAAAGGAUUUAUUCAAAAGAAUCAUCUCACUAGCCACAUUAGAACACAUACAGGAGAGAAACCCUUGAAGUGUUCCCAGUGUGAUAAGGAUUUUUCUCAAAGAAGUCACCUUAUAAGCCAUUUGAGGACACACAGUGGAGAAAAGCCUUAUCAAUGUUCCCAUUGUGAUAAGGGAUUUUCUCAAAGAAGUCGCCUUAUUAAACAUUUUAGAACACACAAUGGAGAAUAGCCUCAUCAAUAUUACCAUUGUGAUGAGAAAGUUUCUCAAUAAGGUAAUCUUAAUCGUCAUAUUAGGACACACUCAUGUACUAGAAAGAAACCCUAAAACAUUCCUGAUUAUAUCAGAUAUUUUCUUAUAAAGGUGAUGUUACUAGCCACCUUAGAACACACACAGGAGAUAAGUGUUCCCAGUGUGAUUAAUUUUUUUCUCAACUAGGUCAUUUUAAUAAUAAUAAUAAUAAUAAUAGGCAUUUCU
Strongylocentrotus purpuratus (purple sea urchin) is the source of this 2648-nucleotide messenger RNA. Its product is annotated as zinc finger protein 845. Lineage: Eukaryota; Metazoa; Echinodermata; Echinoidea; Camarodonta; Strongylocentrotidae. Gene Ontology annotation, cellular component: nucleus. The transcript is spliced from 6 exons. Bases 36 to 2402 code for a protein of 788 amino acids. Gene Ontology annotation, molecular function: RNA polymerase II cis-regulatory region sequence-specific DNA binding; DNA-binding transcription activator activity, RNA polymerase II-specific. Gene Ontology annotation, biological process: regulation of transcription by RNA polymerase II. The record is from RefSeq and is a predicted model, not a curated record.